AUGAAGUUCCUCGCCUUGACAACCACCAUCUUUGCCGCGGCUAAGUCUGUGUGGACCCGUGGGAGCCCGUUUGCCGUACUGUCGGCUUUGUGGGCGACUAAUCAUGAGGGCAAGUAUAUCAUCGAGGCAGAGGGUAUCCGGUUAGCAUUCACCAAUCAUGGGGCGGCCGUGACCAACCUAUGGAUCAAUAAUACCCGUGGAGAGGAAAUCGAUAUUGUAUUGGGUCUUGAUAACGGUGAAGACUACGCCAAGCUGACGUCCAAUCCAUAUCUGAACGGCGUCAUAGGACGGUACGCCGGCUACUUGAGUAACGCCAGCUACGAAGUAGACAAUGUCAAGCGCAAGGUAUGGCCCAACGCACACAAUGGCACCUCCACCUUCAACGGCGGCGAUGAAGGUUGGGGACGACAAACAUGGGACGUCGCCGUGCACAUCAACAAUAGUAUCACAUUCCUAUUAUUCGACCGCCAAUGGAACGGCUUCCCAGGCGUCUUCGCCUCAUGCCUCACCCACACCGUCACGCCUUACGAGUGGCGCAUCGCCUUCGGAGUCACUCCUCUCCUUUUUGCCGGACCCAUCAACCUGAGUCAGCAGGUAUUUUUCAACCUCGACGGCUUUCGCCCCUCUCUGGCAUCUACGUCCUUGACGUCGAGGGGUCCAAACAGCAACACGUCGUGGACGCAGGCCCAGAGAUCACCGACCCACCGGCUUCAACUGCCCUCAUCGGGAAUGCGGUUUGCAAUGGAUCCGCAGGGAAUCCCGACGGGAGAUCUUCUGAGCAAUAGAAAAGGGAGCGAAUACGAUUUUUGGUCGUCCGCGAAAACCACCAUGAAUGGCUCGCGCGGGUUGGACGACGUCUUUGCCAUUUCCCACACUCACCAAGAGCACAAGAUGAACAGCCCCGCCGCCAUCCUCUCGUCAACACAUUCCGGGAUCAGCAUGUCGCUCUACACAGACCAGGACGCGUUACGCGUGCAUACAUGGGAGGGGAGCAAUGGUAAGUAG
Messenger RNA from Colletotrichum scovillei, 1005 nucleotides. RefSeq lists its product as uncharacterized. The transcript has 2 exons. The record is from RefSeq and is a predicted model, not a curated record. The coding region runs from base 1 to 1005 and encodes 334 amino acids. Gene Ontology annotation, molecular function: aldose 1-epimerase activity; carbohydrate binding. Gene Ontology annotation, biological process: beta-D-galactose catabolic process via UDP-galactose, Leloir pathway; glucose metabolic process. NCBI's taxonomy places the organism in Eukaryota, Fungi, Ascomycota, Sordariomycetes, Glomerellales, Glomerellaceae.